Tachysurus fulvidraco (yellow catfish) is the source of this 586-nucleotide messenger RNA. It is a transcript of the gene kiss2, whose product is annotated as kisspeptin 2. The record is from RefSeq and is a predicted model, not a curated record. NCBI's taxonomy places the organism in Eukaryota, Metazoa, Chordata, Actinopteri, Siluriformes, Bagridae. The coding region runs from base 157 to 492 and encodes 111 amino acids. The transcript is spliced from 2 exons.
GUGUGUGUGUGUGUGUGUGUGUGUGUGUGUGUGUGUGUGUGUGUGUGUAAAAGCUAUCACCUCUUGCUUAUAUAUUGAGGGAAGCUCUCACAUGAGCUUGUUCUUCUGAGCAGAAGUGAGAUCCUGCACAGGAAUCAGCUCCAUCAUCCAGACAGUAUGAAACUACAGGUGCUGAUCAUCUUCACGUCAGUCCUGGUGGCUCAUUACGCAUCCUCACGUGUCAGCAUUCCAGAGAUCCCCGGACUUGGAGAAACGGAUCAGAGAGACAUGGACGAGCGCAGCACCUCAGAAGACGACAGGAUUUGCUUCUUGUUAAAAGAGAAGGAUUCUGAGAGCCACAUUUCCUGCAAGCAUCGUUUAACUCGCAGCAAAUUUAACUACAACCCGUUCGGGCUGCGCUUCGGGAAGAGAGACGGACGAUUAAAGACACACAGAACCGGGAAGAUUCUCCCACUUCUGCUGUUUGUGAGAGAACUGGAGGAGGCGUCAUGAAAUCAUAAACACACACACACACCAUUCACACACACACACACACCAUUCACACACACACACACACCAUUCACACGCACCAUUUACACAAACAUCA